Pocillopora damicornis (cauliflower coral) is the source of this 1522-nucleotide messenger RNA. Its product is annotated as adenosine receptor A3. Gene Ontology annotation, cellular component: plasma membrane. Gene Ontology annotation, biological process: G protein-coupled receptor signaling pathway. Lineage: Eukaryota; Metazoa; Cnidaria; Anthozoa; Scleractinia; Pocilloporidae. The record is from RefSeq and is a predicted model, not a curated record. Gene Ontology annotation, molecular function: G protein-coupled receptor activity.
AUGGCUGCCAACACUACCCACAGAAACCACAAUAUCACAGGCGAAGACGACGAGAUGCCAGUUCCUGCCUCCCACUGUAUUCCAUGGCUUUUUGUGCACAUCACUGAAUGUCUGGCCAUAGCCAUCUUUAAUAUAAUCACCAUUAUUGUAUUUGUGAAACAGCGCAAGCAGUUACAGCGCCGAAGUACAUACUUGAUCAUCCAUCUAGCGGUAGUCGAUCUCUUGGCCGGGGCAGUCUCAGGGCCUCUUCAGAUUGAAUGGAGAAUGGCAAAGUUUUGUCAAUUGUGGAAUUUUAAUCUUGAUAUUUCUUUACUUCGCUUAAAAGCCGCGUUAGGAUUUUUUCCCGUUGCAUCGCUCAUCAAUCUCGCUGUUGUUUCUUUGGAGCGACUGCACGCAACAUUUUGUCCAUUUAACCAUCGUUUUAUGGCAAAUUGGGUUUAUGGAGCAAGUAUCAUUGUCUUCUGGGUCAUUAUAGCAAGCAUGCAAGCAACUGAACAACUGAUCGUUUCAAACAACCUAAGCUACUACAUCUUUUAUUUUUUAUGUUUCUUCAUUCCUCUCUUCACCAUUUUAAUUUCUUAUGCCAGUAUCUUUUUCAAAGUCCGCUACUGUCGUCAUCUUCAACAUCUCGGGGCAGCUGUCCAGAGGGAUAGAAAACUAACCAGAACCUUAUUUCUUGUCACUCUCGGAUCAUUGUUCACUUGGUUACCACUGAUAACAUACCAAUGUCUACUCAUUUUUCAUCCUGAGUUACAUAUAACUUUCGAGUCAGAAUUCCAUGUUGAUAUGUUAUGGCAGACUAUUUUGCUUUCGAAUUCGUUGAUCAAUCCUAUAAUCUACGCCAUGCGGAUGCCAGAGUUAAGGGCAGGCAUAUUGCAAUAUUUCCGAAGGAACUCAAACCACGUUAACCCGCUUGAUUUGCCACUGCAUGAUAUUUAAUUCGCCGUUUGAUCUUUAAUUUCCCUGUUACCAUAGAGCAAGCCGCUAAAUCUUGUCAUCGUUCCACAUCCGCUGGAAAAGACUGAUUACAAUACGUGUGCAACAAAAUCAGUUUGAAAUGUUUCAUGCGUAAUUUCUCAAUGCAGUAUAAUUUUCCCGCCAAUAACAUUGUCAUUAAAGCAAAGGGUGAAAGGUUUCGUCUGUUUAGUACGAAUGGGGAACAACCGUCGUUAAGUAACGCAUUCUUUAAACAAUUGACGGUUCAGGCAGGCACAAGGCAAAAGGAACGAUUGCAAUGGACUAUUCAUAGUGAAGGACUGGAUCCGAGGUCGACGAAAACGAUUUCAUACUACCUAAAUCUAAAAUAAAUUAACUUGAAGAAUUGGUCCAGCUUCAUUUUCUCCCUCAAAAAGUUGAUCAGGUGAGAUACAAAAUUUAGGUAUUAGACGCAAGUCUCUUUGCUCUACGCAUGUAACAGAGGCAUUAAAUUAAGUUCUUCAGUUGUUUUAUAAGCAAAACAAAUCCUCACUUACAUUAACACAUCAAUAUUUACGUAUAAUUUUAUCCCAGCUUCUUCUAUCUU